GUCUCCGGUGCUAUCCCCGGUUCUCUGACCGUGCUGAGUCUCACCGUCGGACCUGUACCGUGAGUCCGCUGCGGGACGCUGCUGUCCGGACUACGCUCUAUCCGGGUCCGUCGAUCCGGGGACACAAUGUUAUAAGAGAAACGCAAAGAAAAACGAAAAACAAGUUUAUUAAAAUUCAGAAAUAUAAUCCACUUCCGAUGCCGAUCUCUGACGUGAUUUCCGCGCAACCGCGCUGUAGUUUCUUUACUGGUUUGUAACGUUAAUGUGCACGCAGUAGGACUACAAUACCCAGAGUGCACCGUGGCUCGCAGAAUCACAACACCAAUGGCGACUGAAGGACGAAGUGACUGAUGAUAGUGUAUAUCCGGUAUAACCUGGGCCCCAGUGUGCCCGUGGAGCUCCAGGAGGAGGCGAGUGUGGCCGAGCUGAAGGAGCUGGUGGGGACUCAGCAGGGAGUCCGUUCGGAGCUCCUCAGGGUGCUGUUUGCUGGGAGGGAGCUGAGGAGCAGCUUCACACUACAGGGUUGUGACCUCCCGGAGCAGAGUACCGUCCAUGUCGUCCUCCCUCCAUCAGGUUCCUCCUCCGCCCAGCUUCUCCUCCUGCAGGAGCGCCUGGUUCGAGGAGGGGAGGACGAGCCAGAGAGUCUGGCCAGGCUGGACCUCACAUCCUCACGCCUCCCUUCCACCUCCUCCGGGCUGGCGGUGAUCCUGGAGGGGAGUGAUGGGGGAGGAGGGGAAGGAGCAGGAGGAAGAGCAGAGGAGGCAAGAGAGGAGGUGCAGGCUGCAAGUUUGAAAGGUGUGCGUACCUGCAGUACUUUCUUUGUGUACUGUAAGAGCUGCAGGUCGAUCCAACCAGGAAAGCUGAGAGUCUGUUGCAGCAGCUGUCGACAAACAACACUGACACUCAGCAGGGGUCCCUCCUGUUGGGACGACGUCCUACUUCAAGGUCGUGUCCAUGGCUUGUGUCAAUCAGACGGUUGUCACGGCAACGAAGCGGAGUUCUACAUGAAGUGUGCCUCCCAUCCGACCUCAGAGGACGAAGUCUCUGUGGCCCUUGACCUCAUUUUGACCAACAGAAGAGACGUCCCCUGUAUCGCCUGCUGUGACAUCACGGACGUGGUCCUGGUCUUCCAGUGUUCAGAGCGUCAUGUGAUCUGUCUGGACUGUUUCCAUGUCUACUGUCAGACUCGUCUCAAUGAGAGACAGUUUGUUUCUCACCCUGUGAUUGGCUACUCGCUGCCGUGUGCUGCCGACUGCACCGACUCUCUCAUUAAAGAGUUGCAUCACUUCAGGAUUCUAGGAGACGAUCAGUAUGGGCGGUACCAGCAGUACGGGGCGGAGGAGUGCCUGCUGAUGAUUGGAGGACUGAUGUGUCCGUCACCCGGCUGUGGAGCGGGGCUUAUCCCACCUGACGGCAGCAGGAAGGUGCUUUGUGACGGACAGCUCGGCUGUGGCUUCGUCUUCUGCAGAGACUGCAGGGAGGGGUUCCAUGAGGGCGCGUGUCUCACUGAACAGGCCCCGCCCACAGCUGAAGCCUCUCAGGGUUUCCUGGUGGAGGAGGAGGCGUCUCUCAGAGGGAGGUGGGAUCAAGCCUCCCUGCUCCUCCUUCAGGAGUCGACUAAACGUUGUCCUCAGUGUCGUGUUGCUGUGGAGAGAGACGGUGGCUGUAUGCACAUGCAAUGUCCUCUGUGCAGAGCCGAGUGGUGCUGGAUCUGUGGAGUCUCCUGGAACCUGGACUGUAUGGGGAACCACUGGUUCGGAUGAAACCAC
Anarrhichthys ocellatus (wolf-eel) is the source of this 1769-nucleotide messenger RNA. It is a transcript of the gene prkn, whose product is annotated as parkin RBR E3 ubiquitin protein ligase. Gene Ontology annotation, cellular component: cytosol; mitochondrion. The coding region runs from base 351 to 1763 and encodes 470 amino acids. Lineage: Eukaryota; Metazoa; Chordata; Actinopteri; Perciformes; Anarhichadidae. The transcript has 11 exons. Gene Ontology annotation, biological process: protein ubiquitination. Gene Ontology annotation, molecular function: ubiquitin-protein transferase activity; protein binding; zinc ion binding. The record is from RefSeq and is a predicted model, not a curated record.